This is a messenger RNA of Fusarium tjaetaba, 1353 nucleotides long. RefSeq lists its product as uncharacterized. Lineage: Eukaryota; Fungi; Ascomycota; Sordariomycetes; Hypocreales; Nectriaceae. The coding region runs from base 1 to 1353 and encodes 450 amino acids. The record is from RefSeq and is a predicted model, not a curated record. The transcript is spliced from 2 exons.
AUGUCUGACCACCAUAUCGAGGACCUUCCACUUUCUUCUUCAUCCAAACAGAUGACUUCUUCACGACCUCAACACCAAGAAAAGCCAGCUCAACAAGAGGGACGUCUGGCUCUCCUCCCCGUUGAGGUUCUGCUUAACAUUACAGGUGAGCCUGGGAAAGACGUGGAAGCAAUGGAGCAAUGCUACAAUCUGGCAAAGCCUCCCAUGGACCUUACCUGGAAGGUCUCCUGCCAAUGCCCAUCUGACGAGGCUCACAAACACCACAGGCCCAUCGACGAUGUACUUGAAUGCCUUGCCAUUGGCUCUGCGCCUAUUGACAGGUGUAUUGAAGCAAUCAGAUGGUUACUGAGCAAAGGAUACGAGGCAAAUGAGCAGAAGGAUCAAGUUUGGUAUAGCAACAAUCAGCACUGUCAUCAUAUGCCUGAGCUCGUAAUUGAUCUUUUGGGCAAGACUUCUAACACGGCUCGUGUUGAGGGGAUCUGUGAGAUAAUCGCAAUACUACACAACAAUGGGUACUCUCUGCCUUACCGUAUGAACCUUCGCCAGUUUUCUAUAAGACCGUACGACCAAGACGUCAAGCCAGGCCUGAUACGUAAGCCGAUGGAUAUAGCUCUCAGAUCUCACUGUUCAACGUCCUUCCUCGAGCUGAUUCUGCAGGAGUAUCAACGUCGUGGGGCAAACGCAGUCGUCAUACAUACCGUCGUCCAUCAUGACUGCCCUCUUGGAAUGAGAACCUGGCUGGGCACCUGGCCCCAUGACCCCUACGAUCUACCUCUUUGGCGUCAGAGCACAAAUAUUGGCAAUAUCCUCUGGGGACUUUUCCUGGACAUUGCGGACCCGUUAACCAGCUGGAAGGAAUCAUAUCAGGGCGAGGCUGCGGACAUAUUUGAGAAAAAGAUCCAGCUUCUCAUUGACUACCAGUUCGUUCAGUUGCACGAGAUACAAGUCUUGCAAAGACUUGUCACGGCUCUGCGAGAGAACCCCCUGGAUUUUAAGCUUAUUAACGAGGAUAACGACGGAAAAGAAUACUGGGAGACGCUAUGCGCUAGCCUAGGUUCUUUCAUGGAAGAUGAAGGUCUUGUAAAGGAAGACCGGCUACUUGGCUAUGAAACAGUCCAUACAGCCGUCGGAAGGCUCCACCGCUUUGUCAUUGAGGCAAGCUGGAACCCAUGGACUGUGUGGCAGGACUACAAGAUGCAGGAUCCCAAGCACAGGGCCAAUUUCUCACAUCCUUGGACGAACCAUGAGAGCUGGGGCAGGGUUCAGAAUAGACAUGGAAUAUGGUUUGAUCCUGAGUGGCGUCGGCUAGCUGAGUAUGAAGAUGAGACUGAUGCUGAAAUUGGAACACGGUGA